AAACACGACUUUUUUCAUCUCGUAUCGUCGAGACGUUUUCCGUGCUUAAUAGUUCGCAGCGAAAGUCGUUCCGCCGUCACUCCAACGAUCUGAUCCAUCCCAUGCUCCCUGGCGGCAUGGGGUCACACAGAGCACCUCCCGGAGGGCUCGAUUCAGCCCUAGCAGCCGCCUCGGCCGCCGCUGCAGCAGCAGCCGGACCCGCGUCCCCCUACCAAGCCCCGCUUCGCGCUCCCCCAGGCGCCCCCGUCCCGGACCCGCGCCACCACCCCUUCGCCCCUCCGGCGCGCGCCUUCCCCGGUUCCCCCGCCAACCCCGCCUCCCCGGCUGCUGCUACAGCGGAUGCUGAGGCGGCGGCGGCGGCGGCCGCGGCGGCUGUAGCGGCUGCCGUGUUUCGGCCGGCUGGCGGGGUGCCGUCCCCGCCUGUGUCCGCGGGGCGCGCGCAAUUGGCGGCGGCGAAGCAGCAGCAGGCGGUGCAGGAGCUGCUGCGCCAACAACAGGCGCAACCGCAGGCGCAGGGGAGGCCGCAGCAGGCGCAGAAGCCAUCCCCGUUUCAUCAGGAGCUGGAGCAGCAGUUGAACCAGCUGUCGCAUAGGAAUUCACCAGACCAGCCGCGGUCGCCGCAGCAGCAUCCGCAGCAGCAGGCGCAGCAGCAGAGAGGCGCGAUUGACCUGGGUGCGCUGAGAGGGAGGCUGGCAGCAGCGGAGGAGAGAGCGAUUGGAGGCGAGAAGGAGCGGAGGCGGUCGCUGGACAGACUGAACGCCAGCCCGUCCCCGUCUGUGAGCUCCCGGUCCGACCCUGGCGCUAUUGGUGGCGGUGGCGGGGAUGGCAAGGACAGGGAGAAGGAAGUGCAGGAGCUCAAGGCGAGGCUUGAGGCUGCAGAGGAACGAGCCUCCGAUGCAUCACUGGAUUGCAAGAGGCUGUUUCAGGAGCGUAACCAGCUCAGGCAGCAACUGGCCGUGCAGCAAGCUCUGCCGGCAAACGCAAAGAAGAAGCAGGAAGCAGCAGCAGCAGCGAUUGCAAAACAAGUAACCCCCACUCCCUCCACCCUUCUCUCCAACCCUCGCCCUUCCCCGUCCUUUCAGGCAGCGCAGCAGGCUCUGCUGGCAGACGCUAAGAAGCACCAGGAAGCAGCAGCUGCGGCUGCGAUCGCGAAACUAACCGUUGGUGGUGGUGUGGGUGUGGAGGCCGAGAGAGAGAAGGAGGCUCACAGGAAGCAGAUACAGGCAAUGGAAGAAGCGAUGAGAGAGAAAGAGAGGCACGUGCGAGAGCUUGAAGAGAAAGUGAGAGAGCUGGAGGGGAGGUUGAAGGAGAUAGAGGAAAAGAGGGGGAAGGAGGCGGAGGAGUGGGUAGCGCAGCAGGAGAAAGGGAUGAAGGAGGAGGAGGAGGUGAGGGGCGCGCAGGAACGGAAGGUUAAGGAGCAGGAGGGGAGGAUCGAGGAGCAGGAGAGCAGGAUUGCGAAGCAGCAGGAUAUUAUAGAAGAGUUAGAGGACACGAUUGAUGGUCAGGAGGCGAAGCUGAAAGCGCAGGACGAGAGGAUUGAAAUGCAGGAGGGUAGUAUCAGAGAGUUAGAAAGUAAGGUUGAGGAGCAUAGGGGCACUAUUAGCGAGCAGGAGAGGACGAUUGAGGAGCAGAAGGGGAGGAUCGAGAGCCUGGGGGGGCAGGUGGGGGAAUUGCAAGGGAAGCUGGCUGAGGUGGAGGAGGAAGGGAGGAAGAAGGGGAGUGUUGGGGGGCAGAGGGAGGAGGAGGUUAGAGCGAUGGAGAGGAGGGUUUUUGAGAGAGAGGAGAGGCUGUUAGUGCGGGAGGACAGGGUGAUUGAGAGGGAGGAGAAGGUGAGUGUGCGGGAGGAGCGGGUGGCGGAGAGGGAGGAGAGGGCGAGGAGGAAGGAGGAGGAGGGGGAGUACGGUCGGCAGGUUGCUUUGAGCCAAGCGGUUGCCAAGGAUAAGGAGGAAGCACUGGCGAAGCAGGUGCAGCAGUGGAAGGCAGAGGCAGAGGCACACAAAGCAGCAAGCGCCAAGUGGGAGGAAUCAUACUGCAAGGUUCAGGAGGAGCUUGAAAAGAUGAGGGCUGCAGCGUCUGCUGCUGCAGCAGCAGCAGCCAGCAGCGAGGGGAGAGAAGAGGAGCUGAAGCAAGCACAGGCGGAGCUGCAGCAGCUGAAGCAACUGCAGCAGCAGGCAGAGCAGCAGGCGCAGCAGCAGGGCGCGGAAUGGGAGGAGAAAAAGGCUGAAUGGGAGCAGAAGCUGCUGGAGAAAGAAAAGGAGGUGCGGAAAGCGCGGGCAGAGGCUGAUGGGGUCCGGAGGGAACUAGAGAGGGUGAAAGCCGAGAGGGAGCAGGAGAGGAACGCGCUGCUGAACAAAGCACCGUCGUUCGGGAGGGAGAGGGAGCAGCAGGAGUGGAGGAGGAAGGAGGCGGAGUGGCUGGCGAAGGAGCAGGAGCUGAUAGAUGUUGCGGUGGAGGUGGAGGAGGAGGCGGAGAAGCUAAGAGGACAGCUGGAGGGGAUGAGAGUUGAGGUGGAGGAGUGGAAGGGCAAGGCGGGGGGGUUGCAGGUGGAGUUGGAAGGUGCGAAGAAGGCUGCUGCACUGGCGGCACAGGGGAGCGUGGGGAAGGAGGUGCUGCUGAAGGAGCAGGAGCUGCGGCAGCAGGCGCAGGACAAGGCGGAGGUGCUGGCAGUGAAAGUGGCGGCGAUGCAGGAGGAGCAGCGGCAGGCAGAGCAGCAGCGCGCGGAGCUAGAGAGGAAGGUGGCGGAGCAGCAGAGCAACAUCCGCCACCUGCAGAGCUUUGCUGCUGAGACAUCCUCCACCUCCAAGGCCCAAGUUGCCAAGGCUCAGGAGGAGAUCGAUUACCUGCGCGCACAACUGGCGAAGGCUGCUCAGGCUGCAGUGGCAUCAAGGCACAACGUCAGCAGCAGCGAGGCAGAGAAGAAGCAGAUUGCUGAGAUGAAGGUUCAGCUGGCAACGGUGCAGGAGAAGCACCAGCGGGCAUUAGAGGAGGUGAAGAGGCUGAAAGAGGCGGCUGAAGCAGAGCAGAGCAAGGCGAGGGCCGCAGUGGCCCAGCAGCAGCAGCUGCAAUCGCGGAUAUCAACUGAUGUGGAUUUCUCCAGCAUUUCCUCGUCUUCCUCUCCCUCCACCUCUCCUCCCUUCUCCACACACUGUUACCUCCCCCCCACACACUUCCCCUCCCAAAACCCUCCACCACCCAACCCCCCUUCCUCCCGCUUCCCCCGUUCCCCGUCCCCUCCCAUUCUCCCCUUUAUUUCCCCAUUUCUCCCCCUUUUCUCCCCCCAUUCCCCCCUCCCCCCCUCCACGUCUGCUCUGUGCUUCGUGUGCAUGCAGGCCGCAUGGACCGACGCAACAAACCGGCUGCAGCAGCAGGUGGACAAGCUGAUGAGCGACAUGCGGGCGUUAGAAGCUUCCCUCGCUGCAGUGGAAGCGGUGGACAGGUGGACCAAUCACAGGGUGAAGCUGAUGCAGCAGCAGCAGGGGUUCACGUGCUCUGGUUGCCGGUCGUACGGGGUUGGGCUGUCGUGGCGGUGCCUAGCGCCCCAUUGCCCAGAUGCGUUCCAUGUGCAGUGCUUUGGGAUGAGAUAG
This is a messenger RNA of Closterium sp. Naga37s-1, 3584 nucleotides long. The record is from the annotation of a GenBank genome assembly. NCBI's taxonomy places the organism in Eukaryota, Viridiplantae, Streptophyta, Zygnematophyceae, Desmidiales, Closteriaceae.